This is a messenger RNA of Symbiodinium sp. CCMP2592, 1035 nucleotides long. NCBI's taxonomy places the organism in Eukaryota, Dinophyceae, Suessiales, Symbiodiniaceae. The record is from the annotation of a GenBank genome assembly.
AUGGCCUUCAACGAUCCACCCGGGGAGAUGCUCCACAUUGUCUUGAGCCUUUUGCGGGCUCGUCUCGUUGACAUUGACCGUUUGGUGAGCGUGGCUGGGUCGAUGACCGCGCUCAAUCUACUCACAGCUGUAAAUCCCAGGCGUCUGCACUUCUUUGACAUGAACCCUUGUGCAAUCUUGUGGGGCAAGUUGCUUUGUGAGCUUAUCUUGCUAUCGAGCACGCCACAAGAGUUCAUUUCCCGACUCUUUGCACGAAGCGUGGCCGAAUUCGAAUGCGAUGCUGGCCAGCUGACGUUCCGAAACCAGGAGAAGUUUCUCGCACGCCCAGUGUCUGCAGCGAUGCGAGAAGAGACCCGGCAAGCUCUGUCGGAUGAGGCAGCCUCUGUCUACUCGCAGAUCUUGUCUGGCUAUCAGGCUCCCACCAGCUUCGCAGUUUUCUGCAACACAUCAGCUCACCCGGUGCUGGGUGGCGGAGCAUACAUGCACGAACACGAAGCUGUAGCGCCUCCCAGCUCCGAGCGGAGAUGGGGACUCGGCGUGUCUGUUUCUCCAAGCGUGGAAAGCAAGCACACAUCUUGUGGCAGGAUGGAGCGGUGCGCCACGGUUGGAACACCCCGUGCAUUGUGCCGUGCGAAGAUCGGCGGCGGCUGCACCACUCCACGCGAUCUGGUUUGGGAAGCCAGGGCCGUCUCCCGAGCGACAAGGCUUGAUCUUUGUUAUUGGGUCGCUAUAGCUGAUGCAAAACGUAGCAUCACCGAGUCCUGUUGUGAGCCUUGUAGAGAUUUGCAGAUGUUCUUGAAGCGGUUGAUGUUUGUCGAGCCUCACCCAUGUCCGGACGACAUUCGCCCGACGGGACAUCGAGGUGAUGGGGUCGCUUCCUUCCACUACGGAGAGGGCUGGCUCGCAUCCUCCUGGCUCUACGCGGAGGUGCGGAGGAAGCUGCAGCAGACCCAACCGACCUGGUCGAGCCAAGUCGAUUUCCCGGUUCUUGAUGGACAUGUUCUCCUCCGAAUUCGCCAGCGCCUGGUCAUCUGA